Molecule: messenger RNA, 753 nt
Organism: Penicillium odoratum
Lineage: Eukaryota; Fungi; Ascomycota; Eurotiomycetes; Eurotiales; Aspergillaceae
Product: uracil phosphoribosyltransferase
Exons: 4
Source: RefSeq, a predicted model, not a curated record
GUCCGUUCUUCCCUCAUGGCUAGCAAGGAACCUAUUCCGUCGCCCGCUCAAGGCGUUGGCCCUCUCUAUCGACCAGACGGUGAGAAGCCCACAGCAACCGUCUCUAAAGAAGUCUCGUAUGAGAAUGUUCAUGUGCUGUCCCAAACACCCCAAUUGAUCGCUCUACUGACGAUGAUUCGGGAUAAACGGACUAGCCGGGCAGAUUUCAUUUUCUACUCCAACCGCAUCAUUCGGCUGCUGGUUGAAGAAGGUCUGAACCACUUGCCCGUAGUGGAGCAAUCAGUAACCACUCCAGUCGGACGGGCCUACCUGGGGGUGAAGUUCGAGGGGAAGAUAUGCGGCGUGUCGAUCAUGAGAGCUGGAGAGGCCAUGGAGCAAGGGUUACGGGAUUGUUGCCGCUCUGUUCGUAUCGGCAAGAUUUUAAUCCAGAGAGAUGAAGAAACAUGCAUGCCGAAGCUCUUCUAUGAUAAGUUGCCAGCCGAUAUUGCAGAUCGAUGGGUCCUACUCCUGGAUCCUAUGUUUGCAACUGGAGGAUCCGCGACAUUGGCGGUAGAGGUCCUGAAGCAGAAAGGUGUCCCUGAGCACCGAAUCUUGUUCCUCAACUUGAUCGCAAGCCCUUCCGGUGUAGCGGAGUUUGCUGAGAGAUUCCCCAAACUUCGGGUUGUCACAGCCUUUAUCGAUCAAGGACUGGAUGAUAAAAAGUACAUCAUUCCUGGAUUGGGAGAUUUCGGUGACCGGUACUAUACACUGUAG